Messenger RNA from Chenopodium quinoa (quinoa), 1872 nucleotides. Its product is annotated as E3 ubiquitin-protein ligase SIS3-like. Gene Ontology annotation, biological process: sugar mediated signaling pathway. The transcript is spliced from 10 exons. The coding region runs from base 296 to 1447 and encodes 383 amino acids. Gene Ontology annotation, molecular function: ubiquitin-protein transferase activity. The record is from RefSeq and is a predicted model, not a curated record. Lineage: Eukaryota; Viridiplantae; Streptophyta; Magnoliopsida; Caryophyllales; Amaranthaceae.
AAAGAUGAUCCAUUUUCAUUUUCUUUUAAUCUUCACCAGUCUUCUUCAGCAGUCAGUUGUCAGUUCAACCUCCUGCUCACAAACCAUUUUCUCUCUCCUAAAUUUUCUCUCUCUUCCUCUCAAUCACUGUUUCUGCACUUUGGCGUGAACGUUUCAUUUUACUGCACUCCUUUCCUUUUUUUCGAUUCGAUCAACAUUCAAUACCCUUUUCUUUGAAUCAAAUUUUGGUAGUAUUAUAUAAUGCAAUUCAAUUCACUUUAGAAAUCCCCAAUUUAGGGUUUUUGAUUUCUCUUUAAUGGCUAUCAGAGGCGUCGAUUUCAAAUGGUAUGAUGGAUUCUUCCUGUCGAUGCUCGCCACUAGUGUAAUUAUAGUGGCUAUUAACUGGAAACGCUACCAUCUUUGUACACACCCUUUGCACAUAUGGAUUGUGGUUGAUUACACUACUAUUUUUGUGUUUCGACUUUUGAUGUUUGUGGAUAAUGGACUCUCGGCUGGAAUGGGACCGGACUUUGGCUGGCAGCAGAGGUAUGCUCGCUUUUGUGGUAGAGUAGCAGUUCUCUCAGUCCUCUCUCUGUUACUCUAUCCCUUUCUUUGGGGAUGGACUGUCAUCGGCACCUUGUGGUUCACCAAAGCCAAAGAUUGUUUGCCUGAAGAAGGUCAAAAAUGGGGUUUCUUGAUAUGGUUAAUGUUUAGCUAUUCAGGACUAUUUUGCAUUGCUUUCUUUUGUGUUGGAAAGUGGCUGUCACGAAGGCAAGCUCACAUGCUCCGAGCUCACCAGGGUGGAAUUCCUGUUUCGGAGUAUAGGGUGUUGAUCGACAUGAUACGUAUACCUGAUUGGGCAUUUGAAGUUGUUGGGCAAGAGAUGAGAGGCAUGGGCCAAGAUGCUGCUACGUACCAUCCUGGGCUUUACUUGACUGCAGCUCAGAGGGAAGCAGUGGAAGCUCUUAUUCAAGAACUGCCAAAGUUCAUGUUGAAAGCUGUUCCAAUCGACUGCAGUGAAUGUCCUAUCUGCUUGGAGGAGUUCAGCGUUGGAAAUGAGGUUCGUGGCUUACCUUGUGCUCACAACUUCCAUGUUGAGUGCAUAGAUCAAUGGCUCCGGCUGAAUGUGAAAUGUCCUAGGUGUCGCUGCUCCGUAUUUCCAAACCUUGAUCUUAGUGCAAUAUCCAAUCUUCGUGCCGAUUCAGAACAGGAACGACCCUCAUCUACUGUUGUGACAGCGACUCAAUAUGCUAGAGCCCAAACUCCUAGCCAAAGUCAUCGCUUGAGGUUACAUGGUUUGUUGCGUCCUGUAAGGACUAUAAACGCUGGACCUGGUGAAUCAGAAAAUGCCUUGGAAGUUGCUGAAAAUGGAGGGUUGCAUCUGAAUCCAGGCCUUGCUCGUGUGAACCCCUCACCCUAUGCUGCUGAGCAUGAUGCUGCUGCACCGUCUUCAGCCCCUCCUCACUAAGGCAUUCCAGAUACCUUAAAUUUUUUGGCAUUUUACUUAGCUGCAAAUGCUUGUCCGCUAUGGUAGAGAUGAAAUGAAAGUAAAGCAGCCUCAUAGGAUAAAGUCGGGAUUCGGGAAUGAUAUGUGAAGGAACUCACUUUUGGUCUCAGGGAUUUGCCGAGUAAGAAAUCGGCACUAAUAUUUGCCCUGAGUUUAAUUGAAUGAAAUGUACAUAAUGCUAACCAGGCUUCAUUUACCUGGAUAACUGGAAGGAAAGUUAUUCAGGUCAAUGUAUGCACCUUCUACGCAAAAAGAGGAAACCAUGACAGUGCAUUUGCCUUGUGAAUAGCUUAUCUCAUGAGAAUGACUGAAUGUCUCGACUUUAUGAUAUUUUGUUGUCAAUACCGCAAUAUCAGUAGGUGAGUUUGAUUGUUUGCAUGCUUCAA